Messenger RNA from Sinocyclocheilus anshuiensis, 1337 nucleotides. Its product is annotated as protein FAM131A-like. NCBI's taxonomy places the organism in Eukaryota, Metazoa, Chordata, Actinopteri, Cypriniformes, Cyprinidae. Bases 127 to 1074 code for a protein of 315 amino acids. The transcript has 5 exons. The record is from RefSeq and is a predicted model, not a curated record.
GGGGACGAUGCGCUUCGUGGGUUAACCGCACUCAUUUCUGCCCGUCUCUGAUGCUCAAGAAAAGGUGGUGUCUAUUAUUCACUGCCGAAGACGGCUCCGCGAUUCUUCUCUCCAGACCCAACGCUAAUGCUGUAUCCAUGUGCAAUGCUUUUGACAGCUUUACCCCAACUAAAUCUAAAGGUUGAUGACCCUAUUGAUAUGCUCCCCAAGUCAAGAAAAGCCCUUAGCAUCCAGGAAAUUGCAGCUCUGGCCAGAUCAUCAUUUAAUGGCAUCUCACAGGUGGUGAAAGAUCACGUGACCAAACCCACGGCCAUGGCUCAGGGUCGGGUGGCUCAUCUGAUUGAGUGGAAGGGCUGGUCUAAGCCCUUAGACCCUCCAUCUGCUACACUGCAGUCCCACUUUAAAUCCUACUCCCAUCUCAGCGAGGGUGAGCAGGAGGCCCGGUUUGCAGCAGGUGUGGCUGAGCAGUUUGCCAUUGCAGAGGCGAAGCUCCGUGCCUGGACCUCUGUAGAUGAGGAGGAGAUGGACGAAGAGUCUUAUGAAGAGGAUCCUCCUCUAAAUGACGAGUCAAUCACAACAACUCUGAGCUCAGACGCUGUAUUAUCCAAUCAAAGCUGCCCAGUGCCAAGUCAGGCUAAGACAGACACCGCUGAAAUCCCUUGCUCUGACGGCACACUCAGUCAAUCAGAAGCCGACGACCCGCUCAUUUCAGAAGAAGUGCCACCACAUGCCCAAGAACUCCAGCUUUCAGAAGGCGACAGGUCCACUUGUGCGGUUCACAAACCAGACCGCAGGCCUUUGUGGAGCAAGGGAGACUCCUGCUACUACUCCACCUCCUACUCCGAGUCUGGCCUUUCACCUGAGGAUGAAGAGGAGGAGGAUGGAAGAGAGGUGGAGGAAGGGGAGGACAAUGUCUUUCAGGAUGUCAUCUGCUGGUACAGACACUGCCGAAGCAUCUCUGAUACCUCUGGAGCUGUGUCUUUUGAUGAGGAGGGGGAGGAGGAAGAACAGGAAGAAGGUUCCAAGCAGCGACGCUGUGUUCUCACUCGCCCUUUUGUCUCUGUCCCUUUGUAGUAACCCUUCUGUGAAGUGUUUGUCCAGUCUGUUAUGCAUUCCGAGACAUGGACUUGUUUUUCUUUUCCAUAUUUUAAAGGGAGAGUUCAUUUAGAAAUGAAAAUUCUGUCACCAUUUUCACUUGCUCUUGUCUGUCAAAAUCUGACUUUCCUUCUUCUGUGGAACACAAAUAAUGUUAGGCAGAAUCAGGGUUAUUAUAGUUAACUGAAACUGAAGCUAAAGUUAAAACCAUAGUUGAUCAACUUGAGAUAAAUGUUAACUGA